CUGCGGGAAGAAUCGUCCUUUACGUUCUCGGCACCCGUACUUCGCGUUGUGUCAAGCGAAGUACAAACUUUUAUAUCCAUUGUGAUAUAAAGGAUCCAUUAGAUUUUCACUUAAGACAAUGGUCCAAAAAAAGCCGAAGAAGAAGGUAGGGAAGAAGGUGGCAGCUGCCCCACUGGCAGUGAAGAAAGUUGAACCCAAGAAACAGACCAAUCCUCUGUUUGAGAAACGGACUCGCAAUUUUGGAAUUGGACAGGAUAUUCAACCUGCACGUGACCUUAGUCGCUUUGUGAAAUGGCCCAAAUACAUUCGUAUCCAGAGGCAAAAGGCUGUGCUGCAAAAGAGAUUAAAAGUACCACCACCAAUCAACCAGUUUACACAAACAUUGGAUAAACAAACAGCCACACAGUUGUUUAAAAUGAUGGAGAAGUACAGGCCUGAAUCAUCAGCAAUGAAGAAAAUGAGGUUGAAGGCUAGAGCUGAACAAAAAAUUGCCAAGAAGGAAGAUGUACCAACCAAGAAACCCAAUGUAGUACAUAGUGGAACAAACAAAGUAACUUCCCUUGUUGAACAGAAGAGAGCUCAGCUUGUAGUGAUUGCACACGAUGUGGAUCCAAUUGAGCUUGUUCUUUUCCUGCCAGCACUUUGCCGUAAAAUGGGUGUACCUUACUGUAUUGUUAAAGGAAAAGCACGUUUGGGGCGUCUGGUUAGGCGUAAAACUUGUAGUACAGUAGCUCUGACUCAGUUACAGAUCGAUUCCGGUGACAGAGCCAACUUUGCAAAACUGGUUGAAGCUAUCAAGACAAAUUUCAAUGACAGAUAUGAUGAAAUCAGACGUCACUGGGGUGGUGGUCUUUUGGGUAGCAAAUCUGCUGCCAGGAUAGCUAAGUUAGAAAAAGCUAAGGCGAAAGAACUUGCGCAAAAACAGGGUUAACAUCAUCGUGUUAAUCGGGUAUUGUUUACAAUGUACAACAAUAAACUAUAAAAGUCGAA
Dufourea novaeangliae is the source of this 990-nucleotide messenger RNA. RefSeq names its product 60S ribosomal protein L7a (gene RpL7A). Lineage: Eukaryota; Metazoa; Arthropoda; Insecta; Hymenoptera; Halictidae. The record is from RefSeq and is a predicted model, not a curated record. Bases 119 to 931 code for a protein of 270 amino acids. Gene Ontology annotation, biological process: ribosome biogenesis. The transcript is spliced from 6 exons. Gene Ontology annotation, cellular component: ribonucleoprotein complex.